Messenger RNA from Beauveria bassiana ARSEF 2860, 1806 nucleotides. RefSeq names its product trophinin isoform 1. The record is from RefSeq and is a predicted model, not a curated record. NCBI's taxonomy places the organism in Eukaryota, Fungi, Ascomycota, Sordariomycetes, Hypocreales, Cordycipitaceae. The coding region runs from base 1 to 1806 and encodes 601 amino acids. The transcript has a single exon.
AUGUCGAAUGAGAUCCACAACCCGCCAGUUGAUUACACGGAUCUUAGCCUGCGCGUCCAAGAACAGAUUCGGCGCAAAUUUCUUCCACUGUGCACCGAGGAUGAGAAGCAGCAAGUUCAAACAACCUUGAUACCAAUGGUCCAAUUCGCACCAUCUACAGUGUCAAGCCCGAGCCGGCACGUCCUGGUCACCGCAAAAAUACCGGACCAGUGUCAGCUGCUUCGCUGGGCCGUGGCAUGCUUUAUAUACGGCAUGGAUAAGAUUGAAGCCGCAAAGAAGAAUGGCGAGUAUGUAAAAGCAAAUCGAGAGCAGCUCGCAAGGUUCCAGCUUGGCAAAGGUCCCUGCAUUCCGCUACCGAAGCCGCCGCUGCGUUCAAGCACGACGGGCCAGAAACGCAGAGCGUCUCAAACCCAAUCCGGAGAUGCCGAUGAUGACGAUGAGGAUGACGAUGACGGCCAACGGCGCGUCAAGUCCAAGACUUCCCUAUCGCAGUCCGACAUGCUCGAUAGCGAGAUCAAGAGGAAAGUGCGCGAAGCCGCCAACGAAAGUAGGCGGAUGGAGCUCAGGAACGCCAAUGGCAACCGCGAGGAGGAUUUGAUUAAUCGAGAGGCCGCUCUGAUACAACGCGAAGCUGACCUUGAAAAAAAAGAGAUUGAGCUGACCUAUCUCGAAAGCGACGUCCAAAGCCGUGAGGUUGCCUUGGAUAUUCGCGAGGCCAGUGUGGUACAACGCGAAGCCGAUCUUGAACGGACACUCAGUACUAGCCAGACUCCCAGCGACAGCCGCUCUGUCGAUUUGGGGCACAGCGAGUCCGCAAUGAAUCAUCGUUUAGAGGCACUCAAGACCAAAGAGACCGAGCUAAACAAUCGUGUUGUUUUUCUGGACAUGCGAAAGACCGAGCUAGAUAAUCUCGAAGCCACCAUGGAUACUAGAGCCACUAAGUUGAACAACCGUGAGGCUGUCUUGAAGACAAGAAGCACCGAGCUAAAUGAUCUCGAAGCCGCCAUGAAUACCAGAGCCACUGAUAUGAACAACCGUGAGGCUGUCUUGAAGACAAGAAGCACCGAGCUAAAUGAUCAUGAAGCCGCCAUGAAUACCAGAGUCACUGAUAUGAACAACCGUGAGGCUGUCUUGAAGACAAGAAACACAGAGCUAAACAAACUUGAAGCCGCCAUGAAAACCAGAAACAUCGAACUAGAUAAUCUUGAAGCAGCCAUUGACACCAGAAACACCGAGCUGAACAAUCGUGAGGCGGCUAUAGACAUCAGGGAUGUCAAACUUAAGAACCGUGACACUGUUCUUGGUAGCUACAAAAUCGACCUAGGCCACUGCGAAGUUGUCACUAACAGCCUCCCGGCCGACUUGGCCAGUUGUGAGACCGCCCUGGACAGCUACCAGACCGGUGAGGAUGAUGGCGAAGCCAGACUCAGAAAUCGGGAGACGGAUCUCGACAAUCUCGAAGCCGAUCUAGAUAGUAAAGAGGCUCACCCAACUAAGCAAGAGAGCGAUGCCGAUGAUUGCAUGCCUACAUCGGGUAUCAGAGCGUCGCAGCCUGAUAGCGCCACACCUCCGGCUCAGACCGCCCCUCGCUUCGACGACAAGUACAUUGAGGAAUACCGAAAGUGCUACAACCGAGCGAUCCUGGACAUUAUGUACCUCCGCAGCCUGGGUGACACGGAAAGGAGAAUGGUUCAGGAUGAACAGUUUCGCGAUGCACUGAUGGAGGAAGUCAAGAAGACGACGGGAAGUCUCACCGAUGCUACCGAUAGUGCGUGGAAGAUUUUUGAAUACUUGGCUCGGAGUUAA